CACCGCUGUCAUUCCGUCGCCCUCAUCGCCCUCGACCCUCGGCCACUCACUCGCCUUGCAAAAUUUGUAGCAAAGCCUUUACGCACUGAUUCGAGGACAAAGCCGGGCCUGUCGCGGCCUCAAAACCCCCAGAACGACCAUCACUAGAGACACGAUACGUUCCUGUGCAGCGUAGGAAGUACACAGCGUGCCACCUGUUAGUCUCUCGCACUGGAAACAGAAUGCAAGCUGCGCUCAACACACUGCAGCACCACCAUCUCAACAGGUUUCCACAGUUGCGUCAGGUUUCGCUCCAUUCUUCUCUUUCGGCUGGGGAAGCGCGUUGCGUCGCACUCGUACGAUGCGGAACAUCCAAACGCUCAUCCCCGGCGACCGAAGAAAGCCUAUUUCAGACCGUUCGGCAGAUCCCCAGACGGGGCUGACGGCUGGCGGCUGGCGGCUGGCGGCUGACUGGCGGUGGCCUCUCUCCCAUCUCGUUUCGCACGUUUUAUUCCGAUUUCUUCCCCGGCUGGCAGCAGUCGCGACAUUGGAAACCAGCUCCUCACUCAUUUCUCUAGAGCAUCUGGAGACUGGAGCCCCUGUUCCUUGGCGACGCGCUUCGUUUGUGCGACUUCGGACAUGGCCCUUGAAAGUUGAAGCCCGUUACCAACGGACAGUGUCCAAAAUGUUUCUGCCGGCCUGCCGGUAACUUUACCACUGCGGGUGCCUCCUCCCUCACAACCCACUCCGACCCGGGGCUUGUGUCAGUGCAGCUGAGCUCAGCGCACCGGUCCGCGGCACAAACAAAAAGCAGGAGAGACUGAUGCCCUUUCGCCUCUUCCCACCCUGCAACCGCAGGACAGCGUCAUCUGAAACCCUACAUCUGACACGACGGACGCAGGUUCGAACGAUUUGGCACUGCUUGCUCAUCGCCUUGAGGGGCUCGGGCCGUGGAGGCAGCACCGACGGUCCACAGAGGCAUCAGCGGCCGGAGGAUUUCAUCGUCAAAUCGCCGCUGAAGAUGACCUCCCAGCGCAGCGGUGCGCCAUUUUCGUCAGUGGGAACUGUCGCCGCCCGGUACGGCCCCCCCGGUCACCUGAUGGCCGCUGACGACGCCACGCUGAUUUCUCCGUGUCCUCCGGAAGUCGCAUCCACUUUUCUGCCCCUGCUGUCUCCAGCCGGAGACCUCUUGCCCAGCGCGACUACGCCCGGAGUUGAUGUCAUUUUCCAACACACCUCCGUGCUGGUGUCGCCCUCGCCCCGUAUUUGUCUUGGGAGCAUGCACUCAGGGCCGGCACGGCUGGCUCCCUCUUGGUUCUUGACUUUUCUUUGUUCCCUCUCACCAACGACGUGUGACGGAAUCAGCCCGACGAUGACCAGCCCCCCGCGCGUGGACGCGAAAAUCUUCGAAAGAAUGGAUCAUCCGGGUCUUUGGUGGAACGGGGGCGGCCGGAGAAGGCCCAAACCCAUUCGGAAUCCAGCCGACACUCCGUCAUGGCUCAGGUCUGCUAGGACGAAAAAUGCUGCCGAAGCGCCUGUGAAUCAAACCAGCCGAAACAAUGGCAUCUCAUCUCUCCUCUUAUACUCACUGUUCAAACGACUGACUGGCGAUUGACACACGCCCCCCCCCCCCCCCCCCUUCCCUUCCUUCCCUUGAAUGGGGGCACGGGGACCUGGGUGGGGUGGCGUUGUGCGUUUUGGCCUUGCGGCCUUGCAACAUGUCGUUUUAAGUGGAUCUGUUCGGGAAACACUUCCGCCGGUUCCCGGACUACCGGCGCUGGCUUGAUCCACUCGGUGAAGGGUUGAACGCCUGAGAAGUCACACCGAUGGCCCCGCACCGAGCAAUCAAAAUCCCUCAUGUCCGCGGCGUCGCCUGCCGCGACGCCCGCGCGUGACGCCUGCGAACACCAUUGUGGCCCGACGGAUCUCCUGUCCCUUCACGAUAUUCCUCCCGCUGACCCUGCUGCCGUCGCAUGCGCGAAAGCAUCGUCAAUGCAAAGUCGACCUUGCCUGUCGGCCGUGAGAAUGGUUCCACGGCGUACAGGUACGGCCGAAGCAAACCCCCAUACCCGUGUGGCACCCUCCUCAUUUCCUCAUUGCCGCCCUCCCUGCUUGCGCCCCCGGCAGCAGGCGGCACCUCGGGGUUUGAACGGUAUUGUUUUUUUUUUUUUACUUUUGCACCCCUGUAAGUCAUAAAUAGCGAUCCGGACGCGGUAUCCUUACAUCGGCUCAGCUUGGUUUGUGACGUGACGUACGGAGUGGCUCUGUCCCCCGCAACUUUGAUUAUUGAGAAACCCACGGCGCCGUUGGCCUCCCGCCUACCUACUUGGCCAAUGAGGCCAAAACCGUUAUUCAUUGAUAGAAGCCAUGAAAACAUAUGUAUAGCCGAGUUUUCGGUUGGCGUCAACCCCGACUGCGACACAAAUAUUCGGAGAUAAAACCACUUCCGCCCGGGGAUUCGCCCGGGAAUUCGCCCGUUGCCACGGACAAAGCUCAGACACGGGGGAUCCUCGGCCCCUCCGGCACGCUCCCGGAUAUGUCAGCGGGAUCCUUGGCAUCCCCGGUACCAAAAGGUGCCGGGGAACACUUCUGGACACCAUACUUAUCGUACUAUUUACUGUAGCAUACCGGCUCGAUUUGAUUAAGUCUGCCCAGAUGUGCCAUGGCAUGGCUGACUACCGGGCUGCUUCUAGGCGACCACCACUGCGAGGCUGCUGGACCGCUCGCAUGAACAAUCCUUCAGAACAUCUGUCGGUGUCGGGUCUCAGUGCAGUGGUACGAACGGCGCUCCAGGUUCGCUCGCGAUUGCACAACACUACAUGAGUUGGCGUUUUUGGGGUUUCUUUUCCAUUCUUGUACGCGUUCUCCUUUUGACACUUUACACAGUACAAGCACGAAAGUUGUGAAGCGGUCCGAGUGACCAGAAUA
Molecule: messenger RNA, 2907 nt
Organism: Colletotrichum destructivum
Lineage: Eukaryota; Fungi; Ascomycota; Sordariomycetes; Glomerellales; Glomerellaceae
Exons: 2
Coding region: 803-1594 (263 amino acids)
Source: RefSeq, a predicted model, not a curated record